Molecule: messenger RNA, 933 nt
Organism: Fimicolochytrium jonesii
Lineage: Eukaryota; Fungi; Chytridiomycota; Chytridiomycetes; Spizellomycetales; Powellomycetaceae
Exons: 2
Coding region: 1-933 (310 amino acids)
Source: RefSeq, a predicted model, not a curated record
AUGAACCCUUUCAACUCGCCGUACGCUGGCUAUGGCCAUUCACCUGGGUUCCCAUCGGGUCUGUAUAGCGUCCCCAGUACUCCGCAUAGACUGUCCUCCUUGGGCCACCUAUUGCGCACCACUCCACUCGCUCUUGCACCCCUCCGGAACACAGAGACCCCACCUGUCAGGCAGGAUACGCCGGACUCUAUAGCCAACCGCAUCGCCUUGGUGCUUGAGGAUACACUGGAGUUGGAGGAUACACUGGAGUUGGGAGAUCCCCCUUCUCGCAACAUCUUUUCGAAUCAGGAAGCGCUUUCCACCCAGGAAGCGCUUCUGGAGAUUGGGGUCACCCAGAAGGCAACGGUUCAGAACCCCGGGGUGGCCACGCAGAAGAGUGCAAAACCGGGACCGAAAAAACGCAAAACCAACUUCUCCUUGGCCCAAGACGUUGCCCUGACACGGGCUUGGAUUCACACCUCUGAAAACCCUGUCCUGGAAUUUAAGGGGAAUAAGCGGAUGUCAGAUGGAGACCCCAGGCCAUUGGGCCAGAAACGCGCAAAGGAAUUGGCCCGCGCCGAGGCCCGUGAAACCGAAGAAGCAAAGCUCUUCAAGAGACAUCUGGAAAUGAAGGAACUUGGUAUGAAGGUCGACCAUAUGAGUGAGAAGCGCAAGGAGGCUCUACAAGCGGGCAAGCUCAAGCGCGCGGCUCAGAUCGAUGCCUGGCUGGAGAAAUCUUUAUGCUACUCGGAUUGGGUCGGUGAAGAGCUUCGCGAACUGGCGGGAUCCGAUUACGAGAGUGAAGAAGAUGAAGUGAAGAGGCGCGUGUAUUCAACCCGCGGGGACGCAGGAACACGGCCAAAGCCCAGCCGAUACCUGUUGACGACAUCGACGUCAUGCCCCAUGGGAGCCCGCUCCCGGGUGAUUCGCCUCCCAAGAGUGUGUCGGAAUUGA